CUAGCUUGACCACGCGAUGAAGGUGCAUGUCGAUGUAUCGUGUGGCGUCGGGCGCAAAGACAACAGACUCGUCGUCGAGUGAGCCCUUGGAGUUCUUCGACUCGCAUGGGCGGAGCAUGAACAUGUUUCCUUCAAGAAGAGCUUCAAACGGUAUCCUGUCACUCUCAUCACCCACGCAACCCACCCCCGUGACAUGGUUCGCUCUGUGAGUGCACGUCUGCCUCUUGCCAGCGCCAAUGGCCUGGCUUGGGUCAAGACCGGACGAGCGGGUUUUUUUUGGGCUGGUGGAACCCAUCGUUGACCUCGUUCCUGCCACCGACCAUGCCUCCAGGGCCAUACCAAGCGACCUUGGCUUACCAUUUUCCUGUUACUGCACGCGGUGCGAGGCGGACAAGGCCGGAUACGGUCCGGGGGGCCUUGGCAUGCAUGCUUGUAAGGUGCCGAGUUGCGUGUGGCGCGUGGGAAGACAGCCGCUGUUGGCAGAGAAGAACUCAACUGUUGUUGACCUUCGGGAUGGCAUUGAAAAAUCGCGCACCAUGCUUCCCAAACGUGCCAAGCGUCUGUAAACUGACCUAUGUUUACGGCAUGCGACUGCGAUCGUGUUUACGUAGACUGCUCAGUGCAAGUCACUAUGAAUGGGCCUCGUCGAAGCGGGGCGAGUCUCCCAGCGAGGGCCUGGCAGCGCCUGAUGGCUGUGCGGAGGUUGGGGUGCGGGCCAACUCUCUGACCAGAGUCGCGCCAAUUAGUGUGCCAAAAGGGAGACUGCGGGUGACCAGUUUGGGCCGUCCUGCAGCAACCAGUGCCGAGGGCGAGCUGUGUCCGCAAGACUGCCUGGCGAGCUGCCACCGAACUCUGGCUUGCUGCAGUGCAGCCCACCAGCCAUGUCCGAGAGCGAGCAGAAGCCCCAGGAAGUGGCAACAACGUUCAAGAAGUUGCUCGACAAGGCGCACCAGCUGUUUGCCGGCCUCCGUGACUUGCCGCAGUUUGGCAAGGCCUCGUGGCAGGCGUACUUUCAACGGACCUUUGCCCUGUUCACAAAGGUACGCUCCCGCUGAGGGAAGGGUGUGUAGUCUUCGGGUGGCGGGGGUGUCUCACUGCUUGUCUGGUGCAACGACGGCGGCGGGGGGGCUGGGUGUGGGCGACGAGGGCGACGCAGGUGUGGCAGUACCAGCAGACCCAUCGGGCCGUGCUGGAGGCGGUUGAGCAUGGCGUGGCGCUGCAGCGGUGGCAAAUCGGUGAGCUGGCGUCCAAGAUCGGCCAGCUCUACUACCACUACUACGUGCGGACGUCCGAGGCGUCGUACCUUCUCGAAGCUGCCGUCUUCUACUCUGCCAUUCUUGAGCGCGGCUACUUUGAUUCGUUUGGCGAGUCGCCGCCGGCAGGGCUGGCCGUCAAAAAGCUGCGGUACUGUGCUCGAUUCGCUGUAGUGCUCCUCUUGCUGGACGCGCUCACGCCGCGGAGCCUCGGCUCGCCGACCAAGGGCGGGAGCAGCGGGAGCAGCAAGCGGUCGGCGUAUGGGGUCGAGGCGGUCCGCGACGUGCUCGAGGCCGCCAUCCAGGCCUACGCGGUUGACUAUGAUCCGCCGGACGCUGCCGAGUGGGGUGAGGUCCUUGCCGAGCUCGACGCCUUCAUCGCUGCCCGCAAGAGCCUCUCGCUGACAGAUUCGGAUGAGACGCCGGUGCCGUCGCUGCGGCUUCCAGUGGCGCACUCGGUCUCACCAAGCUCGCUCAUCUCAGACGCGCUGCUUGUCUCGCACGUUUCCUCUGGCAUCAAGUUCUCGGAGCUCACACUCGAGUCGUUCCGCAUUAUGCUCUCGCUCGAAGCCGCGCCACUCGAUGUCGAUGGCGCGCUUUCGUCGCCGGUGGCCAACCCGCACAAGUACGUGUUGUACUCGCCGUCGGUGGCGCAGCUCCUCACGUUUGCCACGUGUGCGCUCAAGGAGAGCUCGUCGAGCGGGGUGCUCUUCCUCUACAUCUUGGGCGAGACGACAGGGGCGGCGCCCAAGCUGAGCGCAGGCGACACCAGCGCUGCGGCUGCGGCUGCAUCUUCCGGCGAUGAGGGCACCGUUGCCAUGACCGAGGAUGCAGCUCGUCAGACAGGUACCUCGCUACUGGCCAGCGCAGGCGUCGCACUUGCGCCACACUCGACCGGCACCCAGACUGCCGAGUGGCGGGACGCGCUCACGCCUGGCGACUUGGCGGUCCUUGCACGACGCCCGCUGUUCUGUGAGAUUGAUGUUGCCGGUGCCAUCGGCUUCCUUGACCUUGUGGACAUGGCAAACGUGUUUGGCUCGCCGGUGGCCGUCGUUGUGGCUGGGGCCCAGCUCCCACCCAACUGGCCAGAGCACCUGGGCUCGCCGCUCUCGCUCUUCCUCACGGAUCCACUGACGGCGUUUAUGGCGUUGACCGGCGUGGCAAGCGUUGCCAAGGAGACGUACGACAUGGCGGCCACGGUUGUGGCCGCCGCCCAGGACACUGUGCUGGCUGUGAUGGAAGAGGCACUCAGCCGCGGGGACCAGGCCGACGAUCUCGAUGCGGCGGCGCUCAUCUUCUUCAGCGGCGACUCGUUCCUGUCCCGCCAUGUUGCGCGACUUGCCUUUUACCUUGCUGUCUGUGCCAUGCACGGCGAGAUCUCCAAGGACCUGGCGAGUAUUGUGCCGCAGAUGAGGCCAAGCCUGCCGGACGCCAUUGUGCGGGCCGAGUCUGUCCUCGAGCACGUCAUCCAGCUUGCAUCGACGCUCUCGGUCACGUUGCAGUUCAACGAUGUGUCAAUGGUUGUUGUGAGCUAGCGAGUGGAGCUCAGGGGUGCAAAUGUCGUGUCAACGGCGUGUAAAAGGGUUUAGCAAGC
Molecule: messenger RNA, 2847 nt
Organism: Thecamonas trahens ATCC 50062
Lineage: Eukaryota; Apusomonadida; Apusomonadidae
Product: SCAI-family protein
Exons: 1
Coding region: 1808-2788 (326 amino acids)
Biological process (GO): DNA-templated transcription
Cellular component (GO): nucleus
Molecular function (GO): transcription corepressor activity
Source: RefSeq, a predicted model, not a curated record